Messenger RNA from Phacochoerus africanus (Common warthog), 782 nucleotides. It is a transcript of the gene TAFA4, whose product is annotated as TAFA chemokine like family member 4. NCBI's taxonomy places the organism in Eukaryota, Metazoa, Chordata, Mammalia, Artiodactyla, Suidae. Gene Ontology annotation, molecular function: receptor ligand activity. Bases 336 to 782 code for a protein of 148 amino acids. Gene Ontology annotation, biological process: macrophage chemotaxis; phagocytosis. The transcript has 6 exons. The record is from RefSeq and is a predicted model, not a curated record.
UGCUGGCUGCGCACUGCUCUGGACGGGGCGAACCAACACGUUGCGCAACUGUCGCAGGACCCCAGGAAUGGAGUUGCCAAGGCUGCUUCUGUAGACAUCGGUUCUCUCAGUGCAGUUUCGGGCUUGUCUUUGGAGAGACUUGAAAGUUUCCUUUCACAGAGAGUCUACGGAGGUGAUGGGCCACUCCCGGGGCGUCCUCUGGGAGGCAGCAAGGUCUUCCAAGUUAAGGUAAUUUUUUGACAUUGCCGAAAUUGUUGAUCCUAGCUACAAAUGGGAAUUUGGAGUCACUCUGAAAUAUAUCCUGGAAUAAUUGUGUUAGACUGGAACUAAAUCUUAUGAAGUCUCCAAGGAUGAGAGUCUGGGCUAGGUCAGUUUUGCUGUCACACUGGCUCUUUCUGGCCUACGUGUUAAUGGUGUGCUGUAAGCUGAUGUCCGCCUCCAGCCAGCACCUCCGGGGACACACAGGUCACCACCAGAUCAAGCAAGGGACCUGUGAGGUGGUCGCAGUGCACAGGUGCUGUAACAAGAACCGCAUUGAGGAGCGAUCACAAACGGUCAAGUGUUCUUGCUUCCCAGGACAGGUUGCUGGCACAACUCGGGCCCAGCCUUCUUGUGUUGAAGCUUCCAUUGUGAUUCAGAAAUGGUGGUGUCACAUGAAUCCUUGUUUGGAAGGAGAGGAUUGUAAAGUGCUGCCAGAUUACUCAGGUUGGUCCUGUAGCAGUGGCAAUAAAGUCAAAACUACAAAGGUCCUGACAGCUUCCCCUGGGAUCAUUUCAGCCUAA